GGUUUCAUCCCAGUUGUCAGUCCGGUGUUUUCUCAGCAUGGAGGAGAACUACGUCAGACAUGUGGAGCUGUUGGGCUUCGAGAAGCGUUCGUACCCGAGUCAGCACUACGUUUACAUGCUGAUGGUGAAAUGGAGCGACCUCUCGGAGAAGCUGAUCUACAGGACGUAUCCGGAGAUCUACACCUUCCACAAAUCGCUGAAGGAGAUGUUUCCCAUCGAGUCUGGUGAGAUAGAAAAGAAGGACAGAAUCAUCCCCUCAUUACCAGCGCCGCGGUGGCUCCUCAGCCAGAAGUCACCAGAGACCCGGCAGAGCACCUUGACGGAGUACUGCCACUCGCUCAUCAACCUGCCGCCUCACAUCUCACGCUGCAAACUACUCUGCACCUUCCUCAGGGUCCGACCCGAGGACGAGAACCCGCCCGCCCCAAACCCGCUGAAGAGAAACGAGACGUUUGUGGUGUCCAGGGAGUUGGCGAGAGGAAACGCAUCCGAGAUUUCCGGCCCGAUCAUCCUGGACACCUACAGAGUGAUCGCAGACUUCGAGAAGACGUCCAAAUACGAGAUCAAUGUGCACACCGGAGACCUGGUGGAGAUCGUGGAGAAAAAUCAGAACGGUUGGUGGUUCUGCCAGUGCGAGUCCAAACGAGGGUGGAUUCCUGCGUCCUACUUGGAGCCCCUGGACGGACCGGAGGAGGCCGAGGAGGACGAGCCAAACUACGAAGGAGAGCUGUUCGUCUCCAUCAAAGCCUACAAGGCUGAGCAGGAGGACGAGAUCUCUCUGGAGCUCGGAGAAACCAUCUCCGUCAUCCACAAGCUGCUGGACGGCUGGUGGGUCGUCAGGAAAGGAGAUGAGACCGGUCAUGUCCCCUCCAUGUUCCUGCACAAAGCUGGCAAGAAAGAGAUAUACGAAGCAGAGAGGACGAAGCUGCAGGGAAAGAAACCUCCACCUCGCAGGUCCACCAUCCGAAACGCCAAGAGCAUCCACAACAAGUCUCGCCAGCGGCUGAGCCAGGACUCGUACCGCCGGAACAGCCGCCGCUACCUCCAGCAGAAAGGAGGGAACCCCAAGACCGCCGCCAAGUCACCGCUGAAGGAGAGGACGAACCAGGAAAACAUUCCCGAAAUGUCCGGCUCCAGUUCGGAGAGCGAGCCGAAGAAGGAGGCUCCGGUCGUCCCGCCCCGGCCGAGUCCGGAGCUCAUCCUGGAGCGCUGCAGCGACAACACCCGCAAGAAAGUCAGCAUCCACAGGUCCAGCAGCUAGAACCGGGGUUCUCCAUACGACUAAUUAAAAAAAAGAGACGCAAUAAAAAGAAAAAGAAAAAGAAAAAUAUCUCGACUCUGCUCCCAUCUGGUGGUCAAGUCAAAAUAACUAAUUGUCUAACCCUUAAGCUGUCAUUCAGUGAUCAGGACAUCAUUUUGAUAACAGUAUUGAUGUGUUUAUGCCUCUUUUAUUCCUCAUAUGUAAAUGUGCUGUUUUCUUCAAAAUAACCAUGAUUGUCUUGAGAUAACGAGACAGAACCAGGCUAGCCAUUUCCCCCUGUUUCCAGUAUUUGUGCUAAGCUAAGCUAACUGGUUAAUGUCUGUAGCCUGAUAUUGUUUUAAUACAGAGAAUAAGCAUAAUUCCUAACAUCAAUGUCAAACUACUCCUCUAAGACCUGAUCAUCAAAAACUAUAAGAUCUCAAGAAAACAUUUAAUUAUUAAGAAUUUGUCUGAAACAAAUAAAUAAGAGCACCAUAUGUUAAUUUGAGACUUCUAACCAUCCUUUAAUAUUCUCAGCCGCUCUGAGCUUCCGCACGCAGCUCAACAUCACAACAGUUAAACAAAAAUGGCAGCACUCGCAAGAAAAAAUAAGCCACGAAGAAGCUACAUUUCUUAGUUUAAGUUGAAUUUAUUUGGCCGCAGUGUUAUUAAAGUAUUUAUAUUGAGAAAAUAAAUGUAUUUAUGUUUUUGGCCUUAUGUGUGGAAGCUUUUAGAUUCAUUUCUAGGUAUCUAUAGAGCUUUGAUUUGUAUGUAUUUACCUAAAUAAAUGUACAAUAAAACAAAAAUGUUUAUUUCUGCGCUCUUUUCUCAAA
Molecule: messenger RNA, 2073 nt
Organism: Anoplopoma fimbria (sablefish)
Lineage: Eukaryota; Metazoa; Chordata; Actinopteri; Perciformes; Anoplopomatidae
Gene: ncf1
Product: neutrophil cytosolic factor 1
Exons: 11
Coding region: 38-1261 (407 amino acids)
Biological process (GO): superoxide anion generation; respiratory burst
Cellular component (GO): cytoplasm; NADPH oxidase complex
Molecular function (GO): protein binding; superoxide-generating NADPH oxidase activator activity; phosphatidylinositol binding
Source: RefSeq, a predicted model, not a curated record